Molecule: messenger RNA, 1002 nt
Organism: Striga hermonthica
Lineage: Eukaryota; Viridiplantae; Streptophyta; Magnoliopsida; Lamiales; Orobanchaceae
Source: the annotation of a GenBank genome assembly
AUGAUGGCCAACCAUCAUUUUACUCGUAUAGACACGCUCGAGAUCAAAGAACACAUAUUCCGAAAGGUUGGGCCGCAGAGAGCUGAGAAGUACUUUGAUCAGCUCAAGCGUUUUUUCGCCAUGAAGCUUAGCAAAGCCGAGUUUGACAGGAGCUGCAUACGAGCAAUCGGCCGAGAAAAUCUCCCUCUCCAUAACAAACUCAUUCGGUCCAUUCUCCAAAACGCGUGUCGGGCCAAAGUCCCUCCUCAAAAACCGGAAAAGCCCGAAAAACUCAGCAGCAUCAAUCGUCUGCAGUCUCUGUAUGGGAACCGCAAGUUCCGGGACCGUCCGAGCCCAUUGGGCCCACUCGGAAAAAGCCCAAGUCUGACGUGCGAGGAGACCUUCACGAGGACACAAGAACAGCAGAGCGCCACUGAGCUGCACUCGAUCGGGAGCCGGCCGCCGGUUCUUGAGGAGGGUGAGGAAGUUGAGCAGUUGAACGAAAGUCUCAAUUUUCGGAGGUGGGGCCUCAUCACUGCCCCUAUUGGUGUCUCAGUUAGUUCGGGUGAGGAUCGCAAUAAUGAUGUUCCUUGCGGUUUUACUUUUGAUGAUCUAAGGGAAAAAUGUGAAAAUAGUGGGGGAUUGCCCGAUACGGGUUCUCUGAGGAGCCGAUUGCAGAAGAAGUUGGCUUCAGAAGGAGUUGGAAUCUCUUUAGAAUGUGUGAAUUUGUUGAAUAAUGGUUUGGAUGCCUUUUUGAAGAGGUUAAUCGAGCCGUGUGUAGGUAUAGCCGGUUCAGGGGUGGUGGGUUCUUGUAUUCUUGGGGGACAAUAUAGUUGUAAUAAGAAUUUUAAUAAUAGUCAGGUGAUGCCUGGAUUUAAUGGCGGGAAGUUUGUGGGUAGACCGAGUAAGCAGACGAACGUGAGCAUGCUCGACUUUCGGGUUGCAAUGGAGUCGAAUCCUAGGGUUCUUGGGGAAGAUUGGCCUUUGCAGCUCGAGAAAAUCUAUCAUUAUUCCUCGUGCUAG